AUGUCCACGAGCAACGUCGUCGUACCAGAACUCGAGUUCACACGGUUAAACCCGUUGGUAUCACUUUACACUCCACCAGAUGCGCCGGCGAGCUAUAGCAAUAAUGAUCCCACGACCAUCAUCUUCUUCCAGUGGAUGGGAGUAGGUCCGAAAUCCCGUUAUCUCAAAUCAUUCUACAGCCAUUACCACACUCUCUAUCCCAGCGCCCGCAUCAUAGCAGUGCAGUCGCUCAUUGAGUUCUUCAUCUACACGAGCAACGAGACGCGCCACAAUCUCGUCAAACCCGUCGUUGCAGCCAUCAACAGCGACCCGGCUCCAGAAAAGAAGAUCCUCGUUCAUCUCGUCAGCAACGGCGGUGCAGUUGGUUUCACGGAUGUCUGUCGCCUAUACAAGGAAGAAACAGGCAAUGUCCUCCCCGUCAAGGCUAUCAUCCUAGACUCUGCCCCAGGCGAGUCUAGUCUCGUGACAGGAUUCCAUGGUUUUGCCACCGCUCUUCCGAAAGGUCUUCUCUGGUAUCCUGGAGCGGCUUUGAUGGCCAUGUGGCUGGGGCCGUGGGCUGUUUUCCGUGCCAUUUUCGGACAACAACAUAUGCUAGACAAGGCGAGGAUGUAUUUGAAUGACUGGACCGUGGUUGACAAAAAUGCAUGCAGGCUGUAUGUAUAUAGUGCAGUAGAUAAGCUCGUGUUACCGGGCCCGAUAGAGGAGCAUGCGAGGGAAGCUGAGGCUCAGGGCGUGAAUGCACAGCUCUUGAAAGAGAGCGACAUGCCUCACAUCCAGUCUAUGAUGCGUGAUACGGAGAGAUAUUGGAAAUAUGUAGUUGAACUGUGGUCUACUCGGGCGGAUAUUUAG
Lachnellula hyalina is the source of this 849-nucleotide messenger RNA. RefSeq lists its product as uncharacterized. The record is from RefSeq and is a predicted model, not a curated record. NCBI's taxonomy places the organism in Eukaryota, Fungi, Ascomycota, Leotiomycetes, Helotiales, Lachnaceae. The transcript has a single exon. Bases 1 to 849 code for a protein of 282 amino acids.